CAGACACAGAUCAACAGUAUAGCAGCCGUCUGUGGAAUAAGAUAUCGAUAGGGAUUUUGAAUAUAUUGAUAACACCGUUUGGGACAGCUUAUAGCAGAAAAGGUAAAAUGGCAAGUCCAAGGACAAGGCAAUUUUUUAAGGAGGUUCGGAUGCAAGAUGAGAACAGUCUGUGUUUCGAGUGUGGCGGGUUUAACCCCCAGUGGGUGAGUGUUACGUACGGAAUCUGGAUUUGUCUGGAGUGCUCGGGGAAGCACAGGGGUCUGGGCGUGCAUCUCAGUUUAUCCUGCUCAUCAUCUUUUUCAUCUAUAGCCGUGUGUUGCUACUGCAACGUUGUUACUUUAGCUGAGGGGAAAGAGUGGUCUGCAGAGACUUCCUCGGCUAACACCUGGGUGCCACUUCAAGCCAGGCCAGCCCUGCCGUCAGCUCACCGCAGUUCCGCAGGUCCACCCCAGAACUCUGCCUCUUCCUCGGAUAAAGCCUUCGAAGACUGGUUGAGCGACGACAUCAACUCCUACCAGAGUGGCAGGGGACACAGCGGUGGUGAGGAGAAUCGCUAUGUUGGUUUUGGAAACACUGUCACUCCACAGAAGAAGGAAGAUGACUUUUUUAAUAAUGCCAUGUCAUCUAUAUACUCGGGUUGGAGCAGUUUUGCAGUCGGUGCAAGCAAAUUUGCAACAGCUGCAAAAGAAAAUACCACAAAACUUGCAAGUCAGGCGACUCAAAAGUUUGGGGGCUAUAGGCCACCUCUGGAGACGGCGACAGAGUUAGGUCAGACAAUUAAUGAAAAUGUUAUCAAACCUACACAUGAAAAGGUAAGAGAGGGCAAGAUAUUAGAUGAUGUUACGAGUGGUGUCAGCCAGCUGGCUAACAAGGUCCAGGACGUUGGCACUAAAGGCUGGAAGGAUAUGACCAAUUUCUUCUCAGGCAAACCAGAGGACUCCUAUGAUGGGCAUGGUUUGGGAGACAACUAUCAGAACUCCGGUGAUAUUUACCAGAACAACACCGCAGCUGCGGACCCGGAUUUCUGGGACGGCUUCGCCUCCAAGACCUGCGCAGACAUCAGCUCUGCAGCGGAGAAGAAGAGCUCUGACAGCGGGGACAACGGGGGCUCGGAGACCGUGUCUAACAACAAGCACAGCACCGGAGAGAGCUGGGAGGUCUGGGAUAACAACUGGGAGAGUGCCGGGAAUGGCAAGAGCAACAAAUCCCCCAAGAAGAGCAGCAAACCCGCUGCAGGCGACGGCUGGGACAACCCCACCUGGUAGCUUGCUCUCCCCAUCUCAUCAUCCAGAUAUUACGUGGUGUUAUCAAAGAGGACAGUUGCAUAACCUCGCUUCUGUACUGUGUUUUGGCAAGUGCAUUUAUUUAUAAAUUGUGAGGAGUUAUUUUAUUUUUUUUUUUAGCUUUAAUAAUGGUUAUCAGUCAUUUGUCUUCCGUUCCCCCCUCCCUUAAUUAUUUAAAAAUGAUCUUUUUACGUUUCCAUUCUUCCUAUCAAGUUCAGUGACUUUUGUAUGUUUUACUUUAUUCUAUAGUAGGAUACAAAAUCAAAUAGUGUCAGUGCAUUCUUAGGUGAAACUAAGCUAGUAGACAAACUAAUUCUUUCACUGAUGAAGGCAGUGGCUGAAAUGUUGCCAUCUUAGUAUUAGCUAAGAAUCUACGAUGGCGUGUUUGAAGGUAUGGAUAAACUAUACGCAUCCUCUGGUCAGACAUGAAUAAUACUUUAGUGAUAAUGAAAAAAAAAAGGGAAACACCAGACUAAUAUUACAAAUAAACAACUCCAUAGGUUCUUAAUGCACCUUAGUGUUUAUUGGCUAGUUCUGUAACAUAAGCCAAAUUGUGAAUAUGCACACUUGUAUGUUAUUUCCAUUACAGCUGUCUGCAAUGGAAACUUGUAGCUUUUUUUUUUUUUUUUUUUAACUUCCUGUUUAGAGGAACCCAUUCCAUUCUUUUGUUCAUAGUGUUUCCCCUUCACAGUGCUAUAGACAGGAGCCAUAGCAAGGACCAUGCUAUUUGUGUUCUUCCUUAUAAAGAGAAUGGAAGGGCAAGUGGAAUAGAAAUAUGGGGAGCCACGAUCAUGCUGCUUGAUAAAGGGGGGCAAAUGGGAGCCACGAUCAUGCUGCUUGAUAAAGGGGGGCAAAUGGGAGCCACGAUCAUGCUGCUUGAUAAAGGGGGGCAAAUGGGAGCCACGAUCAUGCUGCUUGAUAAAGGGGGAGCACAGUAUUUUGAAAUCUAAUUUUCCUACUUUUGGUUAGCUGCAGUUGAACACUUCUGAAGUUACAAAACGAAGCAGUCCUCUUCUCUGUGUGUGUGUCUGCAUGUCUGUAGUCCCCUGUUUGCACUGGGGAAUCUAAUACCUGGGGACCAGCAUUAGAGGAUGGCACACUUUAGAGUUGUGUCUUCAGAGAGGGUUCAAAGUGAAGAUGUUGAACUGAUUUCAGUGGAACAGGUGUUGAGGCUCGUCCAGUGUAGGGAGAGUUGAUUUUAAGCCCUCAGUUAACCCGUGAAGUUAUUCAAUAGAAACAGUGCAGACCAGGGACGUUCUGUAAUUCAAACGUGAAAACAAGCUUUUAAAAGGUUGUUUUUAAGUGAAUGUGGUAGGCUACAGAAAAUUAGAUAUUUUUAAAACUGAAAUCAAAGCUUUGGUUUAGCAAUGGGUAUGUUAAUAUAAAAGAAAGCAGGAGUUAUUGUCAGUAUGCCGAAAAGCUGUUGUGUAUUAGUUUAUUGUAGUUUUUCUGGAGUCGUAUAAUCAAUUUUCAGCACAUAGGAUUCCUCCUUUUUUAUUCAUUGCAGAAUCAAGUAAGUCAUAAACAGUGAAGCACAUUCGUAACAUGUCUCAGGUUUUUUCGUUCAAUAGCAGUGAAUGCGUAUGCUUUAGUUUCAUCUCAGUGUAGUUAAAGAUUAUCUGAGUGUUACAGGACAACUAGAUUUAAUUUAAUUAUGUGUAAAUCAAUUCUUGUGUGCCUGUGUAGUACUUGAUAUUUCUGAAAGGUGUAUUGGUUUUAAAAUACAGUUGUAGCCAAAAGUUUACAUACCCCAAUGAUAAUGUAUAAUUUCUAGAAAUUUCUCA
Polyodon spathula (Mississippi paddlefish) is the source of this 3067-nucleotide messenger RNA. Its product is annotated as ADP-ribosylation factor GTPase-activating protein 1-like. Gene Ontology annotation, molecular function: GTPase activator activity. Gene Ontology annotation, biological process: regulation of ARF protein signal transduction; regulation of endocytosis. Gene Ontology annotation, cellular component: Golgi membrane. Lineage: Eukaryota; Metazoa; Chordata; Actinopteri; Acipenseriformes; Polyodontidae. The coding region runs from base 108 to 1265 and encodes 385 amino acids. The record is from RefSeq and is a predicted model, not a curated record. The transcript is spliced from 14 exons.